Messenger RNA from Pipistrellus nathusii (Nathusius's pipistrelle), 669 nucleotides. The record is from the annotation of a GenBank genome assembly. NCBI's taxonomy places the organism in Eukaryota, Metazoa, Chordata, Mammalia, Chiroptera, Vespertilionidae.
AUGUUUCUCUUCAAGGUGUGUAGAUGGAUGGGGCUUGCUUGUUUCCGGUCUCUGGUGGUGUCCUUGCCCAACGUUCGUCAGAAGAAACUGAUUCAUAAGCUGCAGAAGGAAAAGGCUUUUCGGGAAGAGAUAAAAACUUUUCGUGAGAAAAUAGAAGACUUCAGGGAAGAGAUGUGGAAUUUCCAAGGCAAGAUCCGUGCUUUCCAGGGCCAGAUCUUGGGCUUUUGGGAAGAAGAGAGACCUUUCUGGGAAGAGGAGAAGACCUUCUGGGAAGAGGAAAAAGCCUUCUGGGAAAUGGAAAAAUCCUUCCGGGAAGAAGAGAAAACCUUUUGGAAAAAGUACCGUAUCUUCUGGAAGGAGGAUAAGGCCUUCUGGAAAGAGGACAAUGCUUUGUGGGAAAGAGAUCAGAAUCUUCUUCAGGAGGACAGGGCUCUGUGGGAGGAGGAGAAGGCUCUCUGGGUAGAGGAGCGAGCUCUUCUUGAAGAGGAGAAGGCCCUGUGGGAGGAUAAAAAGUCCCUCUGGGAGGAAGAGAAUGCCCUCUGGGAGCAGGAGAAAGCAUUCUGGGGAGACGGUAGGGGCCAUGUUGCUGAGGAGCAGAUAGCGGGAAAUGGGCACCACAAUGUCAAUGCAGGGCCACGCUUGCCAGCCUUCUCCCGAAACAGAGCAUGA